Molecule: messenger RNA, 1841 nt
Organism: Tachysurus fulvidraco (yellow catfish)
Lineage: Eukaryota; Metazoa; Chordata; Actinopteri; Siluriformes; Bagridae
Gene: slc16a8
Product: solute carrier family 16 member 8
Exons: 5
Coding region: 301-1716 (471 amino acids)
Biological process (GO): monocarboxylic acid transport; transmembrane transport
Cellular component (GO): membrane
Molecular function (GO): monocarboxylic acid transmembrane transporter activity
Source: RefSeq, a predicted model, not a curated record
CAGGAGCAUGGGGUUUAUUUGGCCGCUUUUCUCAGACUGGAAUCAUAAAAGAAGAGUCCUAGGAGUGACAUAGUGGACUGGACUAAAUAUGAAAAACCGUUAAGUAAACAUUUAACCAUUAAGUAAAGAAACAUUGCUGUGAAAUGAACACAGGUAAAGAAAAUAUGUUCCUUCUUAUUCUUUUAUCUGGAAUUCUUCCAUGUGUGGGAACGGUGGAGCUGAAAUAGUUGUCACAUCAUCAGCAGUUUUCUGGAAGGUUACUUCUUCUCAGAGUGCUAGUAAAGAAUUACUUGACAGAACAUGGGAAGCAGUGUGGUAGAGAGAAACAGAGUGGAUCCUCCAGAUGGAGGUUGGGGAUGGGUGGUGCUGUUUGGUGGCUUCAUUAUCACUGGUUUCUCCUACGCUUUUCCUAAAGCCAUAAGUGUGUACUUUAAAGAACUGAUGCGAGAUUUUGGCUGUGGCUACAGUGACACAGCUUGGAUUUCCUCUAUCAUGCUUGCCAUGCUUUAUGGCUCAGGUCCAGUUUCCAGCAUCAUGGUUAAUAGGUUUGGGUGUCGCCCAGUAAUGCUGAUUGGGGGAUUGUUAGCUUCAGUUGGUAUGAUUGGUGCAUCUUUUACCACCAACAUCAUCCAACUUUACUUCACUGCUGGAGUCAUUACAGGGCUUGGUCUUGCUCUGAAUUUCCAGCCCUCACUUAUUAUGCUUGGGUGUUAUUUUGACAAACGCAGACCUCUAGCCAAUGGACUAGCAGCAGCUGGAAGCCCAGUCUUUCUCUCAGCUCUUUCUCCACUAGGACAAGUGCUACUGGAUUGCUUUGGCUGGAGGGGAGGCUUCCUGAUCAUGGGAGGGCUGUUGCUUAACUGUUGCACCUGUGGUGCUGUUAUGAGACCAUUGGGAUAUAAAGAUCAGAAGUCUGCAGCCAGGGAAGAAUCAAUUGCUCAUGAGUUGAAAGAGAUGCUCCCAUCAAAGCCUGGUCAAGAAGAGAAUGAUCUGGAGAAGGCUCAGUAUGAAAACCCCAAGAGAAAGAAACUCCUUGACUUUAAUGUACUUUGUGACAAAGGACUUAUAAUUUACAUAGUAGCCAAAUUUGUAGUUGUGCUUGGUUUGUUUGUCCCUACAAUUCUCUUAGUAAACUAUGCUAAAGAUCAAGGCGUUCCUGAUCAGGAAGCUGCCUUCCUCCUCUCCAUUAUUGGAUUUGUUGACAUCUUUGCUCGACCAACAUGUGGCCUAGUGGCAGGACUAAAGUGCAUACGAGCCAAAAUGCCCUACUUUUUCAGCUUGGCCUUAAUCCUAAAUGGCCUUACAGAUGUUUGCUCAGCAAGAAAUACAGACUACAUGGGUCUAGUGAUCUUCUGUGUGUUCUUUGGCCUUUCUUAUGGAAUGGUGGGUGCACUCCAAUUUGAAGUGCUGAUGGGAAUUGUGGGUACUAACAGUUUUCCCAGCGCCCUUGGUUUAGUUCUCCUAAUAGAGGCAACAGCUGUGCUCAUUGGACCUCCUUCUGCUGGACGAUUAGUGGAUACUUACAAGAACUAUGAGCUGAUUUUCUACAUGGCUGGAGGAGAGUUGAUGGCCGCUGGCUUUUUUCUUGCCAUUGCGUCUUACUGUUACAUUAAGCUCCAGAAGAAAAAGGACACACCUGCCAUUGAGGACAGCGAUACUGAGGAAAACAUUAAUCAUACUAAUCACGAAGGCACCCAUGCCAUGGACAAUAGUUAACCUUAAUUGAAAUAGAAAAUAAACUUGACAUAAGUUGAUAUUUACGUAUAAAUAAUUUCGGUAGAUCCAAUUUUAUAUCAAUGUCCUUUCACUUGAAGUGCACUUCAUUUGACCAAUAAAUUAUC